This is a messenger RNA of Fibroporia radiculosa, 2064 nucleotides long. RefSeq lists its product as uncharacterized. Gene Ontology annotation, cellular component: exomer complex; trans-Golgi network. NCBI's taxonomy places the organism in Eukaryota, Fungi, Basidiomycota, Agaricomycetes, Polyporales, Fibroporiaceae. Gene Ontology annotation, biological process: conjugation with cellular fusion; Golgi to plasma membrane transport. Gene Ontology annotation, molecular function: protein dimerization activity. The transcript is spliced from 9 exons. Bases 1 to 2064 code for a protein of 687 amino acids. The record is from RefSeq and is a predicted model, not a curated record.
AUGUCUCUGGUCAAUGAAAUCCGUAAAAUCCCAUCUGUGACGCGGUUUUUUUGUGGUGCUUAUCUUGUAGUGUCUGUACCGGUUAUGCUUGAAAGUCUUUCUCCUGACAAGAUCGUAUUCGUGAAAGAAUUGGUGAUACAGCAAUUUCAAGUAUGGCGAAUUUUCACAAGUUUCUUUCUCGGGGGUAAACGCUAUUCUUUGCAUUUGGCAUACUAUGGUGGUCUUGCUGACAACACUGUGUACGAAAAGGUCCUAGACUUGGUUAUAUCUUCGACCUCCCAAAAUUCGAACCAGCUGGAGUCUCAAUACUACGUGGGACGAGUUGCGGACUACGUUUGGCAGACGUUUCUCUCUGGUAUCGGUAUCAUUGCACUCAACAUCCCUCUCCAAUCAUUCGUCCAUACACGGCCGUUUCUCUUGGCGCUCACUUACCUUACCUCCCGGCUUGCUCCUCCUGGCUCGCAGACAUCGUUCUUUGGGCUAUUCAACUUCCCCGUGCUCUACCUACCCUUUGCCCUAAUUGCGUUCGACCUCAUGAUGGGCGGGCGGGCGGCUGCAGCGAGAAGCAUCUCGGGAGCGAUUAUCGGUCACUUGUGGUGGUGGGGAGUUUGGGAUAGCGGGAUUUUGCGCAGACUAGGCACAGCUCCGAUAUGGUUACGCAAUUUGAUCGGCGGAGGCAGAGAUUCCGGCGCAGGAGGUGGUGUGCAUGUUGUACCACCGCGGGCAGAGAGUUUUAUGUUCACAGUGGGGAAACUAGAUGCUGGGAUGGCCAUUCUCUUAGGAGAGCGCGCACAUCUCAUCGAGUUCCCCUCGCUGUUGCUGCCACCUGGCGCCACAACGGGUUCCAUCGUGAAUAUCUCUGUUCAGCGAAACGUAUUGGAAGAGAAGAAAAGGGAAUCGGAGUUUUGGUCGCUACAACAAGAUAUUUUGGAGAAGUAUGGGACGAGGUCUCCAGAACCUCCCAAACUUGAGCUACGCAAUGUCACCCAAACCUCUGUGACAUUGGAAUGGCCCCAAAUCAACCUGGCUAGUGCAAAGUUGCGUUCGCUCGACAUAUACCGCAAUCGGCAGCGUCUCGCGUCGAUCCCCUCUCCUCUCACGAACACAUCCACGAAGCUCUCUGGGCUACAAGUUGAUACCGAGUACACAUUCCAACUCGUUCUGCGUACCACUGCUGGUGUCUUCCCAUCGAACCUACUCCGUCUUCGGACUCACACUAUGACGGACACGUCUGGAAUUGUUGUAUGUUUUGGCAACGUGCAAGACCCCGUGCUGCUGGAUAAUGCGAAGAUGGCGUUGCGUGAGAUGGGUGCGAAGUGGUACGAUAAGAUCCAAAUUGAUACCACGCACUUCGUAUGCACAACUCCGGCUGCGACACCAAGCGGGGCACAGGCGUCAGGAGGUUUAACGACCGCACCAGGUGUGGAGUACCAGAAAGCACUGCAAUUAACAAUCCCUAUUGUACAACCCCACUGGAUUCUUGCUUGCCACUCGACAAAAAAGAUGGUUCCCAUUCACCCAUACUACUUGGGUGCGAACCCACCCGCAUCGGUAUCACUGAACUCCCGGCCGCAAUCGAUGUCGCAGGCGAGUCUUUCUCGCGAUGCACGUAGCGGGUCUCCGGGACAGCAACAAAAACACGUCCAGAACAGACAGUCUAUGCCCCCACAGCGAGUAUCAUCAACGUCGCCCCCGACACCUGCAUCUGCGUCGUCUCCAGCGCAGCCACGUUCCGCGCCGGGACCUACAAGACGGUUUGAACCCACACCCGAGGAGGAGCCCGAAGAAGAGGACAGAGAGGAACAGCAGCGGUUCUCCAACCACGUGCGCAAGGGCACAAUGAGCAAGAACUUCCGAUUUCCGCCCCCUGCGCCUUCCACGCCGCCGGUCCCGCCUGUGGCGAGCCAAAGCGACGAUGCGGCUUCAGUGCCCGUGGGAUUGAUCACUCCAUCGAGCGUCGAGGUGCCACCUCCGCCCCCGGUUGACAAAGAGUUUGCACCUCAUUUAAUGCCAGAAUCAGUGGAUGACGACGUUGGCGAGACGGAGGAAAUAUCUCUCAACUAG